Seriola aureovittata is the source of this 3010-nucleotide messenger RNA. RefSeq names its product sodium/hydrogen exchanger 9B2. The coding region runs from base 487 to 2199 and encodes 570 amino acids. Gene Ontology annotation, cellular component: membrane. Gene Ontology annotation, molecular function: antiporter activity. The transcript has 13 exons. The record is from RefSeq and is a predicted model, not a curated record. Gene Ontology annotation, biological process: proton transmembrane transport. NCBI's taxonomy places the organism in Eukaryota, Metazoa, Chordata, Actinopteri, Carangiformes, Carangidae.
AGAGGAGUCAGGAGUAGCGGUCACUGUAUAUAGCUAGCUACUGCGCUUUUAAAUGGGAGUGGAGAGUUCACUGACAGCUGUUGGUAGAAGCACACAGGCAGCCACUCAGCUACUGGUGAUGGAUCCAAUAUCGGACAACACUCAACACUUCCUAACUUUCAAGAUAUACCAGAAAUGUGUCCGAGGAGGAAGUCAAAUUGAACGUCACUGUAUUUCCAGACGGCAGGCUUAACUGUACCGUUGGCGUUAACCUUGAUGUAACGUUAGCUUACAUUACAGGGACUUCACUCAACACUCAGGUCAACAUAAAGAUAUUACUGCAUCGUGUGCCAAGCCGACGCCAUCUCACAUUUGAGAGCCUGAGGUCAGAACUGGACAUACAGAAGCAGAAGUGAAGGAACUGCCCAUCAAUGGCCAACCCCACCCCUCAGCUUGAUGUACUGUGACAGAGAAGUGAGUAGACCAGAAACACUGUAGCUGAUUGCCAUGGAGGACACUCAGCCCAAACCUGCUACCCCAGAGCCGAGCCCUGCACCCAGUCCUGCUCCUAGUCCAGCACCCAGUCCUGUGCCUGCGGCAAACCAUGUUGAGCACUUAAGUGUGAACCAGAUCCAGGUGGUGGUACGGCGCUGCUCCAGUCCAAAUGUUACAGAGGAGACCACCUAUUUCAUUCCUCGAAACCCUGUGGUGGAUGCCGGCACAAACACAGACCCACCAGUGGUCUGCUGCCCCUUGCUCCGCAGGUUUUGCCCUUGUCCACCAAGAGGCCUCCUGGCCUCUCUCAUUACCAAAGUCCUUUUGGCAGCUGUGCUCUUUGGAGUGGUUUGGUCUAUCACAGAGGACGAAUGUCUUCCAGGGGGAAACCUGUUUGGCAUCAUAAUACUCUUCAUCUGUGCACUUGUCGGUGGCAAAUUGGUGGCUCUCAUCCGUCUGCCUAAACUUCCACCAUUCCCACCACUCCUCGGUAUGCUUCUGAUGGGCUUCAUGCUGAGGAACACCCCACAAAUAAAGAAGGGGGUGAAGAUUGACUUCAAAUGGUCUGCAUCACUUAGGAACAUCGCCCUGGCUGUCAUUCUGGCCAGAGCCGGUCUCGGGUUGGAUCCCACGGCUCUGAAGAAACUUAAGUCCGUGUGUCUACGUGUGGCAGUUGGGCCAUGUGUGAUAGAGGCUUGCACCACAGCUCUGGUCUCGCACUUCCUCAUGGACUUGCCCUGGGUGUGGGGCUUCAUCCUUGGCUUUGUGCUGGGCGCUGUGUCUCCAGCAGUGGUUGUUCCCUCUAUGCUGCUGCUGCAGAAGGACGGAUACGGCCUGGAGCAGGGCAUCCCCACCUUGCUGAUGGCUGCUGGCAGCUUUGAUGACAUUCUUGCCAUUACUGGUUUCACCACAUGCUUGGGCAUGGCCUUUGCCACAGGCUCCACUUGGUACAACCUCCUUAGAGGGGUACUGGAGGUGGCUGGUGGGAUGGUUGCUGGUAUUCUUCUUGGCUUCCUCAUCCAGUACUUUCCUAGUGGUGACCAGAAACACUUAGUGAUUAAGCGUUCCUUCUUGGUGCUGGGUCUCUCCGUCUUUGCUGUGUUCGGCAGCAGUGUGGCUAGAUUUCCUGGCUCUGGAGGCCUCUGCACCCUGGUGUUGGCAUUUCUGGCCGGGCUUGGCUGGGGGACAGAAAAGGCACAUGUGGAGGAAGUGGUAGGGUGGGCAUGGGACGUGUUUCAGCCUUUACUCUUUGGACUCAUAGGAGCAGAAAUUCAAAUCUCUGAACUGGAGGGACGCACAGUUGGUCUGGGUAUAGCAUCUCUGCUCAUUGCCCUCCUGGUUCGAAUCCUGUUCACCUUUGUGUGUGUGUUGUGUGCGGGCUUUAACAUGAGGGAGAAAGUGUUCAUAGCCCUGGCGUGGAUGCCCAAAGCCACAGUGCAGGCAGCUAUAGGCUCCACAGCUUUAGACAUGGCCAGAACAAAGGAAGACAAGCAGCUGCAGAAGUACGGCAUGGAUGUACUGACAGUAGCCGUGAUGGCCAUCCUUCUCACAGCCCCUGUAGGAGCUCUUAUUAUAGGGCUCUCUGGACCUCUCCUGUUACAGAGACCGAAGAACUCAGCCUGUGGUGAGCGAGUCAAACCCAAUUUAUCAGCUUUUUUCUUAGGCACUGCAGCAGGAGGUGAAGAUGAUAGUGAAACUCCCAUCACCUAUGAAAGUACUCUCUGACACCACCUGUCUUCAUCCAGCAAGCGAGGACAUUUAAUGAGACUUUCGGUGUGCAUUCACACCUCGGAUAUUUGAGCUUUCUUUUAGCCACCGAGUGGCUCUCUUUGUCUCUCCAUCUGCUGGUCAGCUCCUCAUGCUUUGCCAUGCUGCAGGAACACAUGAAUCAUACUGUAUUUAUAGGCUCUGGUGGUUUCCAGGUCAGGUCUCAGGCUGCAAACAAAUGACCCACAUCCAAGCAUCUGCACUGUCAUGCUGUAUGUACAGUAUACAAGGGGUGGUUUUGGUUUUAAUCCCAAAUGAACGUUUAUAUAUGCAUCUAUAUAUAAUAUAAUAUAUAUAUAUAUAUCAGUGCGGGUGAGUAUGGUUUACAUUUUUGUUAAGGUGGCUAUUCUUCCUACCUGUCAUAUUCAUUGAAUCCUAUAUUUGGCCAUUUCCCAUUUUUUAUGACAUCUCUUUAAGCUAUUCACUUUAUCUGGACUUGAAAAGGUGAUAAUGCCGUAUUUUAUCAUAAGCCAUUUCCUUUGGAGGGGUACGUAAUUGAAUGUACUGACAGUAGCCGUUUUUUUUUUUUUGGUUUUUUUGUAUUAAAUUAGACUACACAUUUACCACAUUGAAGUUUUUAGUUGUUUUGCACUCAGUACAUUUUUGCAGCUAUGUGUUUUGUGUAUUAUGCGUAUUUUUUAUUACAAUAUGUAUUAGCUGUUUGUCUUGAUAAUGAGAAACAACUAUUAGCAAUUAUUUGAGAUUUUACAGCAUUGAGUAAUAGUUUUUCACCAGAUAUUGUUAAAACAAUAAAAAAGAAUACCAAGAA